Messenger RNA from Symsagittifera roscoffensis, 976 nucleotides. RefSeq lists its product as uncharacterized. The record is from RefSeq and is a predicted model, not a curated record. The transcript is spliced from 7 exons. Gene Ontology annotation, cellular component: nucleus; cytoplasm; cytosol. Gene Ontology annotation, molecular function: protein-folding chaperone binding; adenyl-nucleotide exchange factor activity. NCBI's taxonomy places the organism in Eukaryota, Metazoa, Xenacoelomorpha, Acoela, Convolutidae. Bases 112 to 717 code for a protein of 201 amino acids. Gene Ontology annotation, biological process: protein stabilization.
UAUGAACUUAAUUCAAGUGGAUGUUGUUACCUCUGACAUAACUUAUCGUUUCUUACACAGUUGAUUUUAAUCAGGUGGAAAAAGUUACUGGAGGCUGUAAUUGAGUGACACAUGGCAGAAGAAAUACACGGAGGAGAACACAAGAACAUCUUGAUCAAAUAUGGCCCCGAGGAGCACCGAGUGAUCCUCCCCCAGAAGUCUUCCUCCCAGCCCCACCUCUUGAGUGACUUGGCCCUCCUCAUCGAGAAAGUGUGCUGCAUUCCCACAGACAGUCAACGCAUCAUAUUCAAAGGUAAAUCGCUGCUGGAUUUGGACGCUACACUAUUCAGUUAUGGAAUAAGGAACAACUCGAGAGUUAUGGUAAUCAUGGGCUCGAAGCCCUCUAAGUCGCCAGUGGAGGCCAGUACUCUAGAACGUCUCAAGACAGUGCAUGUGAAGAGCGAGGCGUUAGCAGAGGACCUCAACGAAAUCGAGCAGAAGAUCGCCAACGUACAAAGGGGUCUGGUUGCCGAAGGCCCCGAUACAAUAAAGCGAAUGCUGUUGGGAAACGCAGACGCAUAUAUGAAACUAUUAGAGUCUAUGGAUGCUCUGGACAUUCCCAGCAGUAUGCCGGAGCCGAAAUCCAAGAGAAAAGAAUUAGUCAACAAAAUCCAGUCGUACCUCGACAGAAAUGACAAUCUCAAAAUGCAGUUAGAGAUCCUAGUUGAGAACUCCUGAGUAUCCCGAAAACUUCCCACCGAUUAAUCGGACAGACCCAAAUUCCCUAGAAGCAUUAAUUCCUCUCUACAUUGAUCAAUUGAAGAAUCAAUCGCCCUUGCGAGCUGCCCAAAUGAAAUAUGAUGGACAAUUAAGAGUCGUUUGAUGUUGCUUCCGAAGUUGUCUUGAAACUGUCAUUUUUAUUUUGUAUUCAGUUUUGAUUAUUUAAUGCCUAAUUAUGAUUUUAUAAAUUUAUGCAACUUAAUUUAGAAUGCAUAUC